Molecule: messenger RNA, 2270 nt
Organism: Linum tenue
Lineage: Eukaryota; Viridiplantae; Streptophyta; Magnoliopsida; Malpighiales; Linaceae
Source: the annotation of a GenBank genome assembly
UCUUAUUCUGCUUAUUUUCCGCUUUUUAUAACACCCACAUAAACCUUCACUCAUCCCCCACGUUCUAUGCUCCACUAAUCAGAUAAGAGAACACAGACAUAUUAGAGCAUGGAGAAGCAAAUGCUAAUGGUGAGAAACAGCAACAGCAGAGGCAAAAGAGGAAAUCACAUGCCAAUGGAGAGAAAAGCCAAAUUCUUGUCACUAUCUGCCAUAUUUUUCUUCUCGAGCUUACCAAAACGCACCGUCGUUUUGUUCCCUCCAUUCUUCUUUCUUCUGCUUAUUUUCCGCUUGUUUAUAACUCCCACAUAAACCUGCUCUCAUCCCCCCCACUUUCUCUGCUCCACUAAGCAGUAAAAAAGCACUACUCACACUCUCUCCACUCCAUUGCCUCUUCUCUCUCAAGUCUGAAAAACCAGUGAGCAAUGGCGCCUCCCUCUCGUUUCCUCUCCGCCUUCGCUUCACUCCUUCUCUUCACCCCCUUCUUCGCAGAUGGGGGCUCUAUCGGGGUAAACUACGGCAGAAUCGCCGACAACCUCCCGUCGGCGGUGAAAGUCGUGCAGCUCCUGAAAUCACAAGGGUUAAGCCGGGUUAAAGUGUUCGAUGCCGACCCGUCCGUGCUCCGAUCUCUAGCCGGAUCUGGAAUCAAGGUCACCGUCGAUUUACCCAACGAGAUGCUCUCCUCCGCCGCCAAGAAGCCUUCCUUCGCAGCCGCGUGGGUGCAGAGAAACGUCGCCGCCUACCACCCGGCGACCGAGAUCGAAGCCAUCGCCGUCGGGAACGAAGUGUUCGUCGACACUCACAACACCACCAAGUUCUUGAUCCAGGCAAUGCGAAACAUCCACCAGGCGCUGGUGAAAUCCAACCUCCAUUCCACCAUCAAGGUCUCCUCCCCAAUCGCUCUCAGCGCGCUCCAGAAUUCCUACCCUUCGUCGGCGGGGUCGUUCCGGCAGGAGCUCGUCGAGCCGGUUUUCCGCCCAAUGUUGGAGUUCCUCCGGGAGACCGGCUCGUACUUGAUGGUGAACGCUUACCCGUUCUUCGCGUACGAGGCGAACUCCGACGUCAUCUCGCUGGACUACGCUCUGUUCAGGGAGAAUCCCGGCAAUGUCGACGCCGGCAACGGGUUGAGAUACUUCAGCCUCUUCGACGCCCAGAUCGACGCCGUGUUCGCCGCGAUGUCGGCGCUGAAGUUCGACGACAUCGAGAUGGUGGUUUCGGAGACGGGAUGGCCUUCCAAGGGCGACGGAACCGAGAUCGGUGCCAGCGUGGCAAACGCGGCUGCUUACAACGGCAAUCUCGUCCGUCGGAUCUUGACAGGAGGUGGGACCCCUCUGAGGCCCAAGGCAGAUCUGACGGUCUACCUCUUCGCUCUGUUCAACGAGGACGACAAAAACGGGCCGACGUCGGAGCGCAACUACGGCCUCUUCUACCCCAACGAAGAGAAGGUCUACGACAUCCCCUUCACAUCAGAAGGCCUCAAGAAAUACAAGGACAAAAGAGCUCCGGCCACCGGCGGCGGCCAUGUCACCGCUCCUCCGGUCACCGGAGGUGGAGUGUCGAGGAGCACGACGAGGAACACCUGGUGCGUAGCGAGUGGGGAGGCCGGGGAGGAGAAGCUGCAGGCUGCCCUCGAUUUCGCCUGCGGAGAAGGCGGCGCCGACUGCCGGCAGAUCCAGCCAGGGGCGGCGUGCUUCAAGCCGAACACCGUGGAGGCCCACGCUAGUUUCGCGUUCAAUAGCUAUUACCAGAGGAACGAGCGCGCCGGCGGUUCCUGCUAUUUCGGCGGCGCGGCGUAUGUCGUCGCCCAACCACCCAGUGCGUAUUCUAGACUCAUUCAUUCUCUCUCUCGCUAUCUUUUUGUCUGUUGUGAAUAUGGGGAGUGCGAGCUUCCGACUCGGUACUAAAGAAGAAAGAAGACUGAUUAGCUGGGUUUAGUGAUCAAUGACUCAUCUCCUAACAGGUUGGGAUUGUUUUGAGGGAGUUAAUUUAUGAUGAUUAUAUUUUGGGGGUAGUAGUUGGGGGGGAGUGGUUAAUUUUAGGUACCAUUUGUUACGUAAGCUAAGUUUGUGGGUCUGUAAUUAUUAUUAUUAUUAUUAAGUUGCUUUCAAGGAUUGUGUUAACAAUGUACGUUUCUACUUCUACUACGUAUUACGUAAGCAAAUUUUUUUUUUGGGCUUAGUCGUGAAUGUCGCUUUCUGUCAUUUACAUUUUUAGUAAUUGGCUUUGGAAGGUGGCGUAUGGAUGAGGAAUAAACCACCGUAAUGGGCAUAGGU